AUGCAUUACUAAAAUAGAGAAGCUUAUACCAAUUAAAUGGAUAAUCUCAGUUAAGUGGGAAUAAAGGACUUCGAAUAGAAGGACUUUUAUGAGAAAUGUGAUAAUAAAAUGUUAGUGCUCCAUGAAUUAAAGUAAUUUGAGAAAAUUCAGAAAUCAUAUAAUGCUGAUCCAAAACUGAAGGCAUCUGACUUUUAUUCCUCAUUUACAUUUUUAAAUGCUGUUAUUGUUGUAUAAUAGAAUAUGGGCAAUCUAAAAAAAAUUUUUGAAUCAAAUGAUGAAUUAUACGGUGUUUGGCUCUGGAAAUAAGGCUUAGAGAAACUAGUGAUAGUUGAUGAUUAAAUACCAUGUAAAUUGAGUGGAAAUUAUCCUCAUUUGGCAACAAUUAUUUCAGAAUACCAAUGGCCAAUAAUAUUAGAGAAAGCAAUAGGAAAAAUGUUAGGUCUUGGAUAUAAUUCUUUUAAGGCUUUAAAAAAUGAUUCAAUUGAAUUCUAUUUAUAAGUAUUCUUCCUAAAAUUAACAAAUUAGAUGAUAACUGGUUAAUUGAUACAUGAAUAAGAGUUUCAAUCGUUUGAAGAUUUAGAGAAGAAAUUGAAAGACAAAUCAAAUAUUUUAUUCGUCAAAUAUUAGUAAGAUUCUAAGUCCAUAGCUUCUGUAAUUACCACACAUCCAAGUGAUGGUUAAGACUAAUUAAAACUAAUUAAAUUAAUUGCUCCAAACUCAGAAUCUGUUUACUUUUAAGGCAGGUAAAAAGAUGAUUCAGUUUGUUAUUUAAGUUGGGAGGAGUUUAAAACGAAUUUUCAAAGUGUUCAUGUUUUAUAAUGGAAGGAUGACUAUAUAAUGACUGCAAUCUCUUUAGAGAAUCCAAUUGAAAGAAAAACUGACAUCAUUGAACACACUUAUAGUUAUAAAUUUAAAAUAGAAAAUUAGGGCAAUUAUUAAUGCACUUUAUGGUAGAAAGAUUUUGUAAUCGAAGACAAUGAGAUAAUAAUAAGGAGUCAAAAUAAUAAAAAAUAAAUUGGUUUACUCAGAGUGUUAUUAUUUUAGGAAUUGGAGUCUAAUUAAUAUAAAUUUAUUGAUGGAUAAUGUGAUUUUUAAUGCGACAUUUCUAUAAAUGCCCUCCUUGAAAAAGGUGAAUACUUAAUCCUAUGUCAAGCCUACUUUAAUAAUUUUGGAAAUGAUUCUUAAGAACCAUUAUAAAAAUAUUUUGAUCUAAAUUUCUCAAUUAAAGGAGAAAUUGCAAAUUCCAAAAUAUAUCCUGAUGAUUAAUUUGAAUAAAAAAAGAUAAAUCUAAUUAAAAGUUUAAUAUAGCAUACAUUGGCUAAAGAUAAAAAAAGAUCUAUUAUUUCCAGUCAUUAAUAGCAAAUAAAUGUUUAUACCAAUCAAAUAUAUGGUUUUCUGUACUUCUACUAUGAAAAUAGAGGGACAAUUGAUAUUUAGGAAUAAAUAGAAUUUAAGGAAUAAGGAUACUUAAUUCGAUAUGAUUCAUUAAAAAAGGAGAACCAAGUUUUAGUAGAAGUUAAGCAAAAUUGCUUUUAAAUUCUUUUGUAUACAUUAGAUCCAGAAAUUAUAAACAAAUCAGAGAACACUAAUUUUCAAUAUCAAUAUACACAUGCCUUAGUAGGUCAAUGUAAACACCAGAUUGGAUAGUGGAAAAUACAUGAUUAAAUUAGAGCAGAUUAAUAUACACAGAAGAUAGUGUGUGAUUAAUUUAUUGCAUACAUAAAUCAAAAUCAUUCAGGAAUUACGAUGUAGUUUUAAAAUAAUCAUGAAUAAGAUGUUAGUUUAGAAUUACAAUUUACUGAAUUGAAGAAUCUCAGGCUAGCAGAAAAUCCUCAAUGUCAAAUUGAUGGUUCUUCAAUCUAUAUCUAACUUCAAAAAAAAACUGAAAUGUAAAUUUAUUUUUAAACUAAUGAACCAUAACAAUAUUAUGGCCAUAAGAUUACAUUGGAAAUCACUAAAUUAAAUUGA
Molecule: messenger RNA, 1968 nt
Organism: Paramecium tetraurelia
Lineage: Eukaryota; Ciliophora; Oligohymenophorea; Peniculida; Parameciidae
Exons: 3
Biological process (GO): proteolysis
Molecular function (GO): calcium-dependent cysteine-type endopeptidase activity
Source: RefSeq, a predicted model, not a curated record